Myotis myotis is the source of this 1418-nucleotide messenger RNA. It is a transcript of the gene CLDN14, whose product is annotated as claudin 14. Gene Ontology annotation, biological process: bicellular tight junction assembly; cell adhesion. Gene Ontology annotation, molecular function: structural molecule activity. The transcript is spliced from 3 exons. The record is from RefSeq and is a predicted model, not a curated record. Bases 419 to 1129 code for a protein of 236 amino acids. Gene Ontology annotation, cellular component: bicellular tight junction; plasma membrane. Lineage: Eukaryota; Metazoa; Chordata; Mammalia; Chiroptera; Vespertilionidae.
CAAGGACAGGUGUGGCCUGCGGGCGGCCGGAACCUCGUCAGUAAUUCCAUUCCAAUGCGUCAAUUAUUCAUCCCGCGCAGUCGGUUGCUGUGCUCUGCAAGGCCACCCUUGGGCCACCGAGGCCCAGGCUCAGGCGGCUCCAGGCUCAGGCGGCUCCCAGGGGGACAGGAGCAAGCGCCACAGCUGCGAUCGAUGGUGAGCGGCCAUGAGCUGCUGCGAAGCUCCCAGGAGGGGGGGUGCGAGGCCCAGCCAUCUGGACGCAGGCCCAGCCGCCCAGGACUGUGCACACCCAGGUCUCUGCUCUCCUGCCGACACCAGCGACCACCCAGCCCAGCCGGACCACAUGGCCCCCCGUUCUCCUGAUGUAUGAGGACCCCUGCGGGCGCCUGAGUGAGCGCAGCCCCUGCCCGGCGGGGCCAUGGCGAGCAUGGCCGUGCAGCUGCUGGGCUUCCUGCUCAGCUUCCUGGGCAUGGUGGGCACGCUCAUCACCACCAUCCUGCCGCACUGGCGCCGGACAGCACACGUGGGCACCAACAUCCUGACGGCCGUGUCCUACCUGAAGGGGCUGUGGAUGGAGUGUGUGUGGCACAGCACGGGCAUCUACCAGUGCCAGAUCUACCGCUCGCUGCUGGCGCUGCCCCAGGACCUGCAGGCGGCCCGCGCGCUCAUGGUCAUCUCCUGCCUGCUGGCGGGCGCGGCCUGCGCCUGCGCCGUGGUGGGCCUGAAGUGCACGCGCUGCGCCAAGGGCACGCCGACCAAGGCCACGUGCGCCGUGCUGGGCGGCGCGCUCUUCAUCCUGGCCGGCCUGCUCUGCAUGGUGGCCGUGGCCUGGACCACCCACGACGUGGUGCAGAACUUCUACAACCCGCUGCUGCCCAGCAGCAUGAAGUUCGAGAUCGGGCAGGCCCUGUACCUCGGCUUCAUCUCCUCGUCCCUGGCGCUCAUCGGCGGCACCCUGCUCUGCCUGUCCUGCCUGGACGAGGCCCCCUCCAGGCCCUACCCGGCCCCGCCCCGGGCCGCCACGGCCACGGCGCCCUCCUACCGGCCGCCCGCCGCCUACAAGGACAACCGGGCGCCCUCGGUCACCUCGGCCUCGCACAGCGGGUACCGGCUCAACGACUACGUGUGAGACCCCAGGGCCUGCGCCUCCCUGAGCCGGGGGGGCCCGGCACCCAGGACCCGGGCACUAAGUUUACGUCUGGGCUGCUUCUGUGCCCAAAGGCAGCAUGUGGGCGUGAUGGGCUGGGAACCCGGGAGGAGAAACGCUGUUAUACCAAAGACUCCAGAAGUCCUCCUGGCUUUGUAUUUAUUCCAUGUAUUUAUGUGGGUGACGUGAAGGCAGCUGAGGCAAGAGAACCGUGGGGGUUGGUCUGUGGAUUUGUCUGCAGGACGGGAAUAAACCUGUUGGCUGUGGUUGU